AUGCCUAAACGAUUACUCCCUCAUCAUCAUUGCGGAGGACAGAAACAAUGUAAGAUCUGUAAGAAAACUGUAGAAACGGAUCAUCAGUGCUACGUUCAACUGAAGCCUGAGAAAAAGAAGAAGAAAGGCAGAGAGACAUUACAGUUUUAUAUUUAUUUCGAUUUCGAAUGUACACAGGAAAACGGCAUCCACGUCCCUAAUUUAUGUGUGGCACACCGCGUAUGUCAACAUUGCGGACACUUACCCAUAGAAGAUCCCUGUCCUCAUUGUCGACACAUGGGACCCCGUCAACACGUGUUUAAAGGGCCAGAUACCUUAAAACACUUCAUGGACUGGUUAUUACAACCCGACACAGGGAAUAAGAAUUCCGCCUUAUUACACGACGAGGCUAUCAUCAUUGCCCACAAUUUAAAAGGAUAUGACGGACAGUUCAUUUUAAAUUACCUGGUACAUUCCGCCUGCAUGAAACCUACAGUCAUCAUGAACAGCAGUAAAAUCUUAUCCAUGCAAAUCUGCGGAUUAAAAUUCAUCGACUCUUAUAAUUUUUUACCUUUUGCUCUGUCUAAAAUGCCCUCUGCUUUCGGAUUCACCGAAUUGAAAAAAGGGUAUUUCCCUCACUUUUUUAAUACAGAACACAACCAGAAUUAUGUGGGCCCUUAUCCACCGGCGGCAUUCUACAAUCCGGACGACAUGUCUAUAAGUGGACGACAGGCUUUUUACCAGUGGUACGAACAACAAGCCAGAAAAGUGUUUAAUUUCCAGAAGGAAUUUUUAGACUAUUGUAUUUCAGACGUCGAUAUUUUACGACGAUGCUGUGCUCAGUUUCGAGCCACUCUCAAGAGCUUGGUCAAUGUAAACCCCUUCCAGGAAUCCAUCACUUUUGCCAGUGCAGCCAAUUUAGCUUACCGUCGAGGAUUCAUGCCCGAAGAUACCAUUGCCAUCAUCCCCAACAUGGGGUAUCAGCCUGCGCGUCAAUAUUCUGCCAAAGCCUGUCGUUGGCUAACCUGGAUGAGUCACCAGAGCGGAUCUCACAUACGACAUGCUAGAAACGGGGGAGAAGUCAAGAUUGGAAGUUAUACUGUAGAUGGAUACCAGGAAGCUACUCGUAUCAUCUACGAAUUUUACGGAUGCUAUUGGCACGGAUGCCCUACUUGCUAUCCGAAUCUACAGACCGAAACUCAUCCUCACCGGACACAAUUUACUUACCAGGAAUUACACGAGGAAACUUUAAGGAGGAAUACGGUCUUAGAGGAAAUGGGGUAUUCCGUACAUAGUAUCUGGGAACACGAUUUCGAUCAACAAGUACAAAGAGAGGUGACAUUACAGAAUUAUGUACGAGACCUGGACAUUCCAGAUCCUUUGAACCCCCGAGAAGCUCUGUACGGAGGCUGGACGAAUGCUACACGCUUGUAUUGUGAGGAGGGGGACGUGAGAUACGUGGACGUCUGUUCCUUAUACCCUUACGUAUUAAAACACAGACUUUUUCCUUUGGGGCAUCCUCAGAUCAUAACAGACCAAUUCCAGGACGUGAGAACUUAUUUCGGUCUCAUUCACUGUGGGGUCUUACCACCCCGAGGCCUUUAUCAUCCCAUUUUACUUUAUCGCACGGGAGGCAAGUUAUUAUUUCCAUUAUGUCGAACGUGUGCGGAACGACAGGACUCUACUUCUAAACAUCGAUGUCAACACACAGACCAGGAACGCAGUCUUACAGGUACUUGGGUGACUACAGAAUUACAUAAAGCCUUAGACAUGGGAUAUACUUUAGAGCGGAUUUACGAGGUUUGGCGUUUUCCAGAAACCAGUAAAGAUUUAUUCAGAUCUUACAUUGAUACCUUCUUAAAGAUCAAACAGGAAGCUUCUGGAUUCCCACCUUAUUGUCAGACGGAGAAACAAAAACUAGAUUACAUUCGUAAAGUAAUAGAAAGAGAAGGAAUUAGAAUUGACCUGUUAAGUAUAGAAAAAAAUCCGGUGCGAAGAACUAUAGCCAAACUCUUUUUAAAUUGCUUGUGGGGAAAAUUCGCUCAACGCCUGUUAUUACCUAAAACUCGAUACUUGAGGAAUUACAGCAACUCUUACAAGAUUCGACCAUUGACAUCAAAGGGCUAUAACUCUUAG
This is a messenger RNA of Saccostrea echinata, 2115 nucleotides long. RefSeq lists its product as uncharacterized. The transcript has a single exon. Gene Ontology annotation, biological process: DNA replication. Gene Ontology annotation, molecular function: DNA binding; nucleotide binding; DNA-directed DNA polymerase activity. Bases 1 to 2115 code for a protein of 704 amino acids. The record is from RefSeq and is a predicted model, not a curated record. NCBI's taxonomy places the organism in Eukaryota, Metazoa, Mollusca, Bivalvia, Ostreida, Ostreidae.